Molecule: messenger RNA, 3323 nt
Organism: Quercus robur (English oak)
Lineage: Eukaryota; Viridiplantae; Streptophyta; Magnoliopsida; Fagales; Fagaceae
Product: SART-1 family protein DOT2-like
Exons: 13
Coding region: 172-2820 (882 amino acids)
Biological process (GO): mRNA cis splicing, via spliceosome; maturation of 5S rRNA
Cellular component (GO): U4/U6 x U5 tri-snRNP complex
Source: RefSeq, a predicted model, not a curated record
UUUUUUUUAUAAUUUUAUACCUGAUUCCUGAAACUCAGAACCUGAUACGGUGAGGUGAGCAGUUGAGACUUGAGAGAGGCGGAGAGCAGAGCAUCAGAGAGAGAACAGACUGAACAGUGGAGACUGGAGACUAGAGAGAGGCGGAGAGCAGAGACUAGAGAGAAAGUUGUAAUGGACAUGGAAUGGUCUGAUUCGAAGUAUGAACACCGUGAGGAGAGGGAUGAUGAGUCUCCUAUGCGAGAACAUUAUGAUGAUUUAGAACGGGAUGGGACUGAUAAAUCGAGCAAGCACCGAAGCAAGGAUAGGAAGAAGGGUAGUCGAGGAGGGGAAGAUAAGGAACAUAGGAGUAAAGACCGAGAACGAUCAAAGAGAAGUAGCGAUGAUGUUGUGAAGGAAAGAGAGAAAGAAAGCAGUAGGGAUAGGAGGAAAGAUGAUAGAGAUGAGCGAGAGAAGGAUAGGAGCAAAGAUAGUAAGGUGAGGGACAAAGAAUAUGAUAGGGAAAAAUAUAGAGAGAAAGAGCGCGAUAGGGAUAAAGAUAGAAAAGAUCGAGGGAAAGACCGUGAGAGGGAGAGGGAGAGGGAGAGAGAUGCAGAGAAGGAUAGUGAUCGAGGACGAGACAAGGAGAGGGUAAAGGAGAAGAACAGGGAUAGGGAUAGAGAUAAAGAAAGAGAAAAGGAAAAGGAUAGGCCAAAGGAAAAGGAAAGGGAAAAGGAGAGAGAUAAAUAUAAGGAUCUUGAAGGAAGCAAAUCUAAGAUGGACCAUGAAGAUAAUAGGGAUAGGGAUGCUUCCAAGCAAGGGAGGUUAUCCCAUCAUGCUGAGAUUGAAGAAAAUACUGAGGGGUCAUUAGGUGGAGCGCACUUGUCGGCAUCAGAGCUUGAGGAGCGAAUAUUGAAGAAAAGAGAAGAAAGAUUGAACAAAAAUUCUGAAGGUGUUUCUGAAGUUUUGUCAUGGGUUAGUCGGAGUCGUAAGCUUGAGGAGAAAAGGAUUGCUGAAAAGGAGAAAGCAUUGCGGCUCUCAAAGAUUUUUGCGGAACAGGACAAUGUUGGUCAAGGAGACAGUGAAGAUGAGGAAGAAAGCCACGGUACUGCGCAUAAUCUGGCAGGAGUUAAAGUUCUUCAUGGCAUUGACAAAGUAGUGGAAGGUGGGGCAGUUGUUUUAACACUAAAAGAUCAGAACAUACUUGCAGAUGGUGACAUCAAUGAAGAGAUUGAUAUGCUUGAGAAUGUUGAACUUGGAGAACAAAAGCAGCGAGAUGAGGCUUACAAGGCUGCAAAGAAGAAAACAGGGAUCUAUGAGGAUAAGUUUAAUGAUGAUCCCAGUGCAGAGAAGAAAAUGUUGCCGCAGUAUGAUGACCCCACUGCAGAUGAGGGGUUAGCUCUGGAUGAAAGAGGACGCUUCUCUGGCGAAGCAGAGAAAAAACUCCAAGAGCUUCGUAAAAGGUUAGAGGGUGCUUCCAAUAACAUUCACUUUGAAGAUCUCAAUGCAAUUGGGAAGAUCACAUCAGAUUACUAUACUCAAGAAGAAAUGCUUAAAUUUAAAAAGCCCAAGAAAAAGAAAUCCUUGCGGAAGAAAGAGAAGCUGGAUUUGGAUGCGCUUGAAGCAGAAGCUCUCUCUUCAGGCUUGGGAGUUGGGGAUCUUGGCUCUCGGAAUGAUGCAAGGAGGCAAGCCAUCAAAGAGGAGCAAGAAAGAGCAGAGGCUGAAUUGAGAAAAAAUGCAUACCAGUCAGCUUAUGCUAAAGCCGAUGAGGCAUCAAAAUCACUGCGGAUGGAACAAACUCUUCCUGUUAAAUUAGAGGAAGAUGAGAAUCCUGUUUUUGCAGAUGAAGAUGAUGAUCUUUAUAAAUCUUUAGAAAGAGCAAGGAAAUUGGCUCUUAAAAAGCAAGAGGAGGAGGCAGCAUCUGGUCCUCAAGCAAUUGCACGUCUUGCCACUACUGCCAGCAGUCAAACUGCAGAAGAUAUAAACCCCACAACUGGAGAGUCGCAAGAAAACAAGGUUGUCUUUACAGAGAUGGAGGAGUUUGUCUGGGGUCUCCAGCUUGAUGAAGAAGCCCGUAAGCCUGAAAAUGAAGAUGUUUUUAUGCAAGAAGAUGAAGAGCCAAGAGUUUCCGAUGAAGAAGUAAAAGAUGAGGCUGGUGGAUGGACCGAAGUUAAAGAUGUCAGUAAAGAUGAGCACCCUGCGGAUGAGGACAUGGAGGAGAUAGUUCCAGAUGAAGCUAUCCAUGAAGUUGCAGUUGGGAAAGGGUUAUCAGGUGCGCUGAAGCUGCUUAAAGAUCGAGGAACACUUAAAGAAAGCAUCGAGUGGGGUGGCAGAAACAUGGACAAGAAGAAGAGCAAACUCGUGGGUAUUGUAGAUGAUGAUGAACCAAAGGAGCCUCGUUCAUCCGCUCUAGUCGAUUUUAAAAAGGAGAUUCGCAUUGAGCGGACAGAUGAAUUUGGGCGAAUCAUGACUCCAAAGGAAGCCUUUCGUAUGAUUUCGCAUAAGUUUCAUGGGAAGGGUCCUGGCAAAAUGAAGCUAGAAAAACGCAUGAAGCAAUACUAUGAAGAAUUGAAGUUGAAGCGCAUGGAGAAUUCAGAUACACCAUCAAAGGCUGUGGAGAAGAUGAAGGAAGCUCAAAUGCAGUUAAAGACGCCCUAUCUUGUCCUUAGUGGUCAUGUUAAACCAGGGCAAACUAGUGAUCCUAGAAGUGGUUUUGCUACUGUUGAGAAGGACUUUCCUGGGGGCUUGACGCCAAUGCUUGGUGAUAGAAAGGUUGAGCAUUUCUUGGGGAUAAAGCGUAAAACUGAGCCAGCAAAUUCAGCACCAAAGAAGCCUAAACCUUGAAGUUAAUUUUGGGUGGAAUAUAGAAGCUGAGUUAGUGUUCUUGUUCUAAAGAGGGUGCCAUCAGAGGACAUUAAUGAGUUGGUUUCCUGCCACUAUUAAUGCAGCAUUGGAGUGUGUUAGGCGAAUAGCUGACUGACAUCUGUUAUGGUCAUGGAGAGAGAAGAGAGUAGAGUUGGCUGGCAUUUCUAUUAGGUGAAUAUUUUUUUUUUAACAGAAAAGAGCUAUGGCUUACCAAAAUUUUGCUCAUUAUUAAUACUAUACACACUUUGCUUGAGCAGUGUUGCAUCCCCCCUCUCUCUAUCUCUCUGAAUUAACAUGCUGAAUCAACUGGAUUUUACCAUCAACAGCUCAAGUCAAAUGUGAAAACUGCAUUUUGUUAAUUAAUUCCUUGGCCUGAACCCCGAUUCUUUAACAGAAUCCGCAUAGAUUGAUGUAAUAUUUGCCCCGCUGAUACUUGUGUGCAUGCUUGCUUAUGUUAAGAGAUGCUUUCCAUUGUAAAGCCA